This is a messenger RNA of Echinococcus granulosus, 2328 nucleotides long. Its product is annotated as cGMP-dependent protein kinase. Gene Ontology annotation, molecular function: ATP binding; cGMP-dependent protein kinase activity. NCBI's taxonomy places the organism in Eukaryota, Metazoa, Platyhelminthes, Cestoda, Cyclophyllidea, Taeniidae. The coding region runs from base 1 to 2328 and encodes 775 amino acids. The transcript has 15 exons. The record is from RefSeq and is a predicted model, not a curated record. Gene Ontology annotation, biological process: protein phosphorylation.
AUGGCAUUUGGUCGGGAAAGGCAAUCACCAACCAAUCUCUCCACUGCCUCCGCCCCCGCCUCAGCCCCCACCUCCUCAGCAGAUGCUGCGUCUCCCCACAAUCUGGCUGCACGCCUACGCAACCUAGCGUCCAGUUUUCCCCGCUUCCAGAGCAUGUUCGACCGCCAGCGUAACACCCCAGCAGCAACAUCAUCUACUCGUGGUUCAAAUCGUACCGGUAUGAAAAUGACGCGAGGUGUUGAAACCUACCAACAGCAGAUCCAGAAACUCGAGGACAUUAUCGCUGAGCUGCUCAAACAGGUAGCGUUCAAAGACGAACAAAUCGCCUAUUUGUCAUCCGAACUGGACAAGUAUCAGUCAGUAUUCAAUCAGAAGCCAUCAGUUCUUGGUGUUGCGCGUUCGUGGGAGGCCAAAAUGGAGAUACGGGGCACCAAAAGUGAAACCGACGGUGGACGCAGAAACCGCGGAAUUGGCAUCUCUGCGGAGCCUCGGGCUCUCAAAAUGGACGAGAAAGAGCAUCCAAAGCACUACCCCAAAACUGCCAAAACUCGGGAGAUACUGAAUCAGGCGAUUUUGGAGAAUGAUUUCAUGAAGAAUUUGGACACCUCACAGGUGGUCGAGAUUGUGGAGUGCAUGUAUUCUGUCAACUUCGCCACAGGCAAUACCAUUAUCCGAGAGGGAGAACUGGGUUCCGUGGUUUACGUUAUGGAAGAGGGAGUAAUAGAGGUUAGUCGAGAAGGCAAUCCGCUUCGCCUAAUUUCCCAUCCAACAGUUUUCGGUGAACUGGCAAUCCUCUACAACUGCAUGAGAACAGCCACAGUAAAGGCCAUCAAUCCCUGUUCUUUGUGGGCAAUCGACCGGAAAUCAUUCCAGGCCGUUAUGAUGCAAACUGGCAUUUUGAAACACCAUCGGCAUUUGGAAUUUCUCAAAAGCGUCCCAACAUUUGCCCAACUGGCGUCGGAGACGCUGGCCAAAUUUGUGGACCUUCUGGAGGAGGUGCAUUACGAGCCGGGCGAGUACGUGAUUCGCCAAGGGGCAAGGGGGGACACCUUUUACAUUAUUGCGUCAGGGCAGGUGCAGGUGACACAAAAUGCACGAUCUUCAACAGAUACUCCACUUUCAUCAACAUCUCCGAAAGAGGAGAAGGAGACCUUUGUCCGUCUUAUGGGUCGAGGUGAAUGGUUCGGCGAGAAGGCUCUAAAAAACGAGGAUGUACGGACCGCCAAUAUAAUUGCGGCCUACCCAAAUGGCGUGGACUGUUUAGUGCUGGAUAGGGAAUCCUACGAACUUUUGGUCGGUGACCUGGGACCCUUAGAAAGACAAUAUCCAGACGAGGACUUACAAAAGCAUCAAGCAGUAAAGUCGCUGAUUCUCGAAUUUGGGAACAUCAGCCUUCAGGACUUAACCGUCGUAGCUACGUUGGGCGUAGGUGGAUUCGGAAGGGUUUACCUCGGGAAGGACAGUUCGCAAACUUUUGCGUUAAAGAAGUUGAAGAAGCACUACGUAGUUUUAACAAAACAGGAGAAGCACGUGAUGAACGAACGCAUUAUCCUAAUGUCCUGCAACUCCGAAUUCAUUGUCCGGCUGUACAGGACAUUCAAAGACCGCAAAUAUCUGUAUCUUCUAAUGGAAGCAUGCCUUGGGGGCGAGUUAUGGACAGUACUCAGAAAUCGCCUUUCCUUCCCGGAGGCAGCCACACAGUUCUACGUUGCUUGCGUCGUGGAGGCGCUAACCUAUCUGCAUUCACAAGGCAUCGUUUAUCGCGAUCUCAAACCUGAAAAUCUACUUCUUGACCAAUAUGGUUACUGUAAAAUGACAGAUUUCGGGUUUGCUAAAAAGAUUGGCUUUGGACGAAAGACGUGGACUUUUUGCGGCACUCCGGAAUACAUUGCUCCAGAAAUUAUCCUCAACAAAGGACACGACUUUUUCGUGGAUUCUUGGUCCUUGGGAAUCCUCAUUUACGAGCUCAUGAAUGGAACACCACCAUUCACUUCUGAAGAACCCAUGAAGACCUACAAUAUAAUCCUCAAGGGAAUUGAUGCCAUCGAAUUUCCACGAAAAAUCACUCGAAACGCUCAGCACCUCAUCAAAAAGUUGUGCAGGGAAAAUCCCACGGAUCGUUUUGGCUAUGGUAGGGGUGGACUGAAGGCGAUUAAGAAACACGUGUGGUUUGAAGGGUUCGACUGGAGAGGUCUUCGAAAUCGGAAUCUCAAACCUCCGUUCGUUCCACAGAUAUUGUCACCAACGGACGUCACAAACUUCGACUACUACGCCUUCGAUCAAGAAGAGCCCCCAGACGAUGUGAGUGGUUGGGACAACGAAUUUUGA